Molecule: messenger RNA, 153 nt
Organism: Tetrahymena thermophila SB210
Lineage: Eukaryota; Ciliophora; Oligohymenophorea; Hymenostomatida; Tetrahymenidae
Exons: 1
Source: RefSeq, a predicted model, not a curated record
AUGAAAGUUUUUGAAGCUCAUAAAGCUGAUGCUUGUAAAAGAGUUGACGCAAAUAUGAUAUAAGGUAAAAAUAAUUUGGGAAUAGUUAGACACUAAUUCUUAUAAACUUACACUUCCUCAUUCUUCAUUAGUCCCUUAACUUAUAGGGAAUGA